GAAGUAGGAAUGAAUGCGGAAGCGCAGCUGCAGCCUGAGCACAGAUCAGUGCGUGUCAGUGAAGUUGAGUCACUGUCGUUCAGUUUGUGAAAGUUUAAUAGAGUCGGUUUAAUAAACAGUCAGACUGUGCAGGCUGUUUACCUGUAGCACCGUACCAUUCAUUUUAAUUUGUCAUAUUCUUUGUGGUGAAGCUCGUGGCUGACUGAACUCACCUGGCUUCAUCCUGACAGGUGAACUGUGUCUGACACAACAUGUCGUGAUGAUGGAGAACAUCCGGUCACGUCUGAAGUUUGUGAAUAAAGUCGAAGAUGUGAAACUGAGGAAACGAAAAUCACAGCUGUACUCAAAGGAAGAUGAAUCUGCUCAUGACAACGGUGUGCUGAGAGCCAGACUGGCCGUGUUUUGUGUGGUCUUCAGGCUGAUCAACUGCCUCCUGGUUCAGACCAGCUUCGUCCCUGAUGAGUACUGGCAGUCUGUGGAGGUUUCACAUCGGAUGGUCUUCAACUAUGGGUAUCUAACCUGGGAGUGGAAGGCAGGACUAAGAGGAUUCUCCUAUCCACUCCUGUUUGCAGUAAUAUACAAGAUAUUACACGUCAUAAACUACGACUCAGUCUAUCUCCUGAUAUGGCUUCCACGAAUAAUUCAAGCACUCUUGGCUGCGUUUGCAGAUGUAAAAUUCUUCUUCCUCGUCCAAUCUUUGGAAAGUCGCGAUGUUGCAAAGUGGACGUUUUUCUGCCAUCUGUGCUCGUGGUUCUCAUGGUACUGCUGCACUAGGACUCUGACCAACAGCAUGGAGACCACUAUCACCUGUCUGGCUCUUUUUUACUUCCCCCUUCCUGGGUCCAAAACACACAGCAGCAAAAAAUAUUUGAGCCUGGUCGCCUUGGCUGUUAUUGUCCGACCGACAGCCCUGAUCGUGUGGUUUCCUCUGCUGUUGUACCAUUUCUGGCAGGAAGAUAACAAACUGAGACUCAUCACUCAUAAAUUCAUUCCUAUAGGAGCUGUGGCUGUCGUGAUUUCAACAGUGAUCGACUGUAUAUUCUAUGAAAAGUGGACCGUGGUCCAGUUCACCUUCCUAAAGUUUAACAUCUUCUACGGUGUGGCUGAUUUCUAUGGCUCCCAUCCCUGGCACUGGUACUUCACUCAGGGGUUCGCCGUCGUGAUCGGUCCUCAUCUUCCUCUCUUCCUCUGCGGGUGCACCCUCGCCUUCAGGAGGUAUAAAAUCCUGUUAGCAGCAGUCAUUUGGACACUCGUGGUUUACAGUUUGCUUCCUCACAAAGAGUUCAGGUUCAUCUAUCCGGUGCUGCCGUUCUGUAUGGUCUUCUGUGGGAUCUCCUUGGCUAAUUUGAAAGCGUGGCGACGAACAGCUGCAUUCGCGUUGUUGCUCAGCAACCUGGUUGCAGCUCUGUACACCGGUCUGAUCCACCAGAGAGGCACUCUGGAUGUCAUGAGUCAUCUACAGACACUGUGUAACGUCAGGGGCAUCUCCAGCCCUCCGCAGCCAGACAUCCUCUUCCUCAUGCCCUGCCACUCAACACCUUUUUACAGUCACGUCCACUGCCCGAUGAAGAUGAGGUUUCUCGAGUGUCCUCCAGACCUCGGCGAGGAAGGUUACGUCGACGAAGCCGACAGAUUCUAUGACAACCCUCUGCACUGGCUCAGGACUUCGUUUCCAUACAAAUCUUCUCUUCCGACGCAUCUGGUUUUGUUUGACGUCUUGGAGAAGGAAAUCUCUGUAUUUUUGCAAGGCAAUAACUUUGUGAGGACAGCAGAGAUAUUUCACACUCAUUUUCCUGAAGGGAAAGUUGGAGGAAGCAUCUUUAUUUAUGAAAGGCACUGACACUGGAACAAUGGCAAUUUUCUUUUCUCAAUUACAUGUCAUAACAUGUGAAUUUGCUACGGUAAUAAACAUUUUAAACUCAAAUGUUUUUUUUUGUUUUUUUUUAAAUAUAAAAAUAUCAGAUGUGUUUUUUUAAUUUCAGCCAAAUUUGGUGUGCCGUGAUUUUUCAGUAAUUUUCUUUAAACAUGUAAAUAAAACAAAUAAAGCUGCUAUGUCCAGUUAAAACAAGCUAGAGGUGGAAUGUUAGGAAACUGCAUUUUAACACAGAAAGCAAAUUACAACUGGUCACACAAGCUUGUAGCAGCAACUUAAAAACUACAUGACUGUACACCAAAACAUUCAAAAUGUGGCAUGUCUUUCAGUUUGUUUUUGUUUUUUUACAUA
Messenger RNA from Larimichthys crocea (large yellow croaker), 2224 nucleotides. RefSeq names its product phosphatidylinositol glycan anchor biosynthesis, class B (gene pigb). Gene Ontology annotation, molecular function: alpha-1,2-mannosyltransferase activity. Lineage: Eukaryota; Metazoa; Chordata; Actinopteri; Sciaenidae. The transcript is spliced from 11 exons. Bases 260 to 1840 code for a protein of 526 amino acids. Gene Ontology annotation, biological process: GPI anchor biosynthetic process. The record is from RefSeq and is a predicted model, not a curated record. Gene Ontology annotation, cellular component: endoplasmic reticulum membrane.